CGGCUCGGUCGAACAUGCUCGCUCUGCUGCUUCUGCUUCCUGCUGCCUGCGGCUCUGGCCCGGAACUGGGAAGGUGCGGAGGAGAAGCUGCGCGUCGUCCCGCUGCUGGGAGCCGCGGAGCCGCGGAGCAACCACACCAACAACACCAACAACACCAACAACACCAACAACCUCCGCUGUCGGCUGCCGGUGAAGGUAGGUUCGUGUCGCGCAGCCUUCACAAGGUUUUACUACGACGUGUCCAACCAGAGCUGCAGGAGCUUCACGUACGGAGGCUGUGAGGCCAACAGCAACAACUUCCAGAGUCAGGAGAAGUGUGAGGAGGCCUGCAGCGGAGCCACAGUCCUCCCUGAUGAGUCGACUCCUGCGCCGCUUCUUCCUGCCAAAGCUUCUCGACGGGCUCUCUCCUUCGUUUCAAAUGCUGAAGGUCCCGUUGAGUCUGAACCUGCUCCCUCAGAGUCCACCCCCCCUCAGGAGAAAGAAAUGUCUGCUGAAGACUUCGCUGAGCUCUGUGGGGCGGAGCCUCAGGUGGGUCCCUGCAGAGCGGCGUUACAGCAAUGGUACUACAACAGUAAAUCAGGAAGCUGUCAAACCUUCAUCUACGGAGGCUGCAGAGGAAACCGCAACAACUACGUCAGCGAGGAGAGCUGCAUGGAUACCUGUUCAGUCAAAGUGCUUCGUUCCUCCAAGAAAGUCGCUGAUGUUGAUGAAGUUUCUAAGGAAUACAAAGACUCCUGUAUGGCGACAUCUGACCCCGGUCCCUGCCGUGCCGCCUUUCCCAUGUUCUACUACGACCCAAACACCGCCACCUGUCGGCCAUUCUUUUAUGGUGGUUGUCGGGGCAACCAGAACCGCUAUAGUGCCGCGGAGGAGUGCAUGAGCCGCUGCAGCCGAGCUGGCUCCUUUGACACUCGUGGAAAACCUCGGGACCGCUGGACUGCAGCCGUCUUCCUCUUCGUCACUCUUGCGGCCAUCUCAGUUCUGCUGCUGGCGACGCUCGUCAUCAUCACGCUUAGACGUCACGGUCUUUCCCGCCGUCUGUCUUCCAUCAGUGAUAAGGAGGGGCUGCUUCCUGACGAACAAUCUUCUCUGGAGUCUCUGACCGUCCCAGAGAGCCCCAAACCAGACAAAGCCUGAGGCCAGGGUCUGAUUUAUAAUCUGGAUUAUUUUUAAUAACACUGUUUUAAUCUGGAUUAUCUCAUUUGAUUUCUGUACUUUAGCUGGUUGUUAACGUUGAUUUAAUGAUAAAUUAGGAAACAGAAAUGUUUCAUUAAAUCACUUUAAAUUGAACGAUUUGGAAAAAACAUUAAAUUGUGAUUCUUUUGGACUGAUAUUGCAAUUUCAAUGUGAUUUACAAUUUGAGGGGAUGAUCAUUUUACAUAAUUUCUCUCAUAAUAUAUAAAAUCUAUCAUUGUGUGAUUUCCAGUGAGAAUCUGAUGUUUGAAUACGAUGUGUAGGCCGAGACUUAUAUUUAAAAUGAUAAUAUGACGUAUAUUUUGCCUUUUUAACAAAUAGUGCGUCUUCUGCGAUUUUAAAAGUUGCAGCAGGAAAUAUUGUAAUUUAGAUCAAAUAUGAUAAAUUGUUCAGCCCUAAUUUAAAUUCAUUUAUUACGUAACACCUCCAAUUAUUAUUUUAGUUUCUAUGUGUGUUUUUCUUUUAAUCAUUGUGAACUGUAUAACUUUGUGUUUCCUGCACUUUGACUAAAUCAGCAAUAUUAAGUCUUAAAAUGGAGGUUUACUCACUUUUUAUAUUAUAUGAGUUAAAUGUUUUUAAGAAGUUACUAUGUUGCAGGGCACCGUGCUGAAAUCAGGAAGUAAAUUAACAACAAAUCAUUAACCGCUUUGAUUAACUGGAGCCUACGUUUCCCACCAUGCAACAUGACUCAAGUGUUUAAUGUUAAACUGCUGAAUACUUUAUUUUAUUGAUGGAUUAGUAAUUUAUUGAUUAAUAAACUGUUUUUAUUGUUAUUACAGAGGAGUUUAAUGUUACAUGCAAAAUUCUUAAUAAGUUUAAUAUUCUUUGUGAUUGAUUUAAUUUGAUUUAAUGUUACUGUGAUUAUGUAAAAAAGUGUUUUCUGUGUUUGAAUAAAACUUUAAC
Molecule: messenger RNA, 2097 nt
Organism: Cottoperca gobio
Lineage: Eukaryota; Metazoa; Chordata; Actinopteri; Perciformes; Bovichtidae
Product: kunitz-type protease inhibitor 2-like
Exons: 11
Molecular function (GO): serine-type endopeptidase inhibitor activity
Source: RefSeq, a predicted model, not a curated record